Molecule: messenger RNA, 571 nt
Organism: Linderina pennispora
Lineage: Eukaryota; Fungi; Kickxellomycota; Kickxellomycetes; Kickxellales; Kickxellaceae
Exons: 1
Coding region: 56-571 (171 amino acids)
Source: RefSeq, a predicted model, not a curated record
AGUUUCUCAAUUCAAUAUCCAUAAUACUGUUUCCUAGCCUUGUUAUUCUAACAAUAUGGACGGUGUCUCACAUUUCACUUUUAUCGAUGCCCCUGGAUCCGCAGAUGCAACUAAUGUUGCCACCGGCCAUGCGAGUAAAGUUGUCGAGAUUGCAAGCAGCCAUAUUCUUUACACUCUCACCAUCAGCAAUGCUGGGCUCAGCGUCUACUCGUGGGUAGCUCGCCGGACUGACCCAAUAGUCACUGGCGCUGUAGUAGGUACAUCGAUGGGUCUUGCGGUUAUGAAAGGGUUUGGACGAACUGCUACUGCAAGAAAGUCCGGCUAUAUUCGCGGUGGAUGGAAAUUUGUUGACUUCACAGGCAAUGAAUAUUGCUGGUGUGUCAGCCUGAUGGGCUCCACCUGGAAGUUACUGGACUCUAACCACGAUAAAGUUGCUAUGUUCUGCUGCAUACCUACCAAGCAUCGCCCUAUCGUUGGCCAUUUGUCAAUGAACCGUGAUGUAUCAGAACAGCUGCUCUCGCUGGUUCUUUUGACCUGUCAAAUGGUUUACCUUCGUGUUAAAGCUAAUUAA